Messenger RNA from Microtus oregoni (creeping vole), 897 nucleotides. Its product is annotated as killer cell lectin-like receptor 5. NCBI's taxonomy places the organism in Eukaryota, Metazoa, Chordata, Mammalia, Rodentia, Cricetidae. The record is from RefSeq and is a predicted model, not a curated record. The coding region runs from base 1 to 897 and encodes 298 amino acids. The transcript is spliced from 7 exons.
AUGAGACUCAAGGUUCCAGAGAGGUUGGCCACAAAGCUCCAGCUUAUAGCUAGUGGUGAACCAUGGGAUGGUCCUGGUGAUGAUUCUCUUGCCAGUUCUGGUGCCUUUAGAGUUAUAUCUCUUACAAUCUCCUUACAUCUCAUUGCAGUGGCUUUCGGGUUCCUUUGCUUACUUCUGAUGCUGGCAAUGGCAGUGUGGCUGACAAACAUUUUCCAGUAUAGUCAAGAAAAACACAAAGUGCAAAAAACUCUAAACAACCUCAAUUUCUAUAAUUUUUCUCAGGAUAGUGGAAACAACCAUGAACUGCAGAAAACUCUAAACAGCCUCACUCAACAGUAUCACAUCCUGCAAAGUAACAACUCCUUAAUAAAAGAAAUGCUGAGAAAUAAGUCUAGAGAGCUUGAUGACUUCAAACCUCAGAAGGAACUUGACUCCUCCAACAGAGAAAAGAACAGAUGCUGUGGGGAAAGUAAAGUUUUCGACUGCAUACAGCUCAGAGGCAAAUAUGUAGACGGAUACUGGUUCUGCUCUGGCAUAAAAUGUUAUUUCAUCAUGGACAAACAAGACUGGAGUGGAUGUAAACAGACCUGCCAGGACUAUAGUUUGUCCCUUUUGAAGAUAUACGAUGAUGAUGAACUGAAGUUCCUUCAGGUCAAAGUGAAUCCAAACACUUACUGGAUUGGAUUAUCGUAUGAUACAGGAAAAAGCAAAUGGCAAUGGAUUGACAAUGGCCCAUCUAACCUUGACUCGAAAAUAGCAAAUCUCAGUCUUAAACCUGGAAGAUGUGCAUUUUUAUCUAGAACAAGACUGGAUGAUACUAAGUGUGAAGAUCAUUACCCCUGUAUCUGUGAGAUGAGAAUGGAUAAAUUCCCCAAUUCACCCUCCAGAAAGAAGUAA